AUGUUUAAUCUGAAAAUGAUCACCGUUAUUCCAACUAAACGUUGGAGCUUUAAGGUAGCUAAUUAUUGGAUGAUUGUGUUGUGCGGUUGGUUAUUGAUAUUGAGUGGAGCUGGCGCAGCAAUUGAUAGGGCACAACCAGACCGGGCCAUUCAAGUAUUAUAUCCGACUCCGACAGAGACAGUGUGGAUUCUGAAAUCACAUGGGUUUGCAUUUAUUCAUCAAGACAAGAAGAUCGAGGUUAUACCCUAUGAUCACAAGACCAGCACAACACUAUCUAAUCCGAACGAAACUAUACCCAGUUACACAAUAGAAUGCACGGGAUCGGAUCUCAGCUUUACAAUACCGAGUUAUUCAGACGCAAAAACAGCAAGGGCGGCUUUGUAUGGACUACGAAGGAUUGCCUCUAUUAGAACGAGCAUUUUUUAUCUUUCUUAUCUAACAGCUAAUUCAAAAUGUCAUCAGGAAAACAUGCAAAUUAUAUCUCGUGUUAUUAACCUGGUUGAGUGUAAAGCUCUCUGUCUUCAUUUGAAUUCUAAAUUAGGAAAGAGCGAGAAUGUUGGCAGGCUAGAUUUAGAGCUCUGCGAAAUAGAAGCGCAGAGCACAUUCAACCAUGUUAUUUAUGACGAACCGUGCCAGUUUUCUCUUUCAAGCCAAAUGAAUGAUAGGCUUCCGGAUUUGAGAUAUUUUGGUAUUAUCUUAUUGCGGCCAAUUACAAGUGUUGUUUUGACUGCCUAUGGUCUUCAAAAUACGCACAUGCUUAAUAAUUUGCGACUAGUGAAUGGUUACACUCUCACUAUUAAUGGAAUUUCCAAAACAGCUUAUAUAGAUCUCUCAGCCCUUCAACCGCCUUCCUCUAAAUGCAACCAAAUCACCAUUAGUGUUGUUCGUGACGCGAAGGUAGAAAUAACGGGUCUGGAGAAUGCAGUGGCAAACCAUCCGGAAAUAGCUCUGAAGGCGCCAUGGGCAACAUUGCAGCACCUAGGCGAACAAAACGCGACCACCAUCAAGGUGUAUAACAUUUUAGGUCUUGAUGCCACCCAGGAUUUCAUCCAGUUAAUGCUUAACUCACCCCAACCCAAAUCACCUUCCAAGACUCAAGUUACUGCAACUAUUGCCACAGUUGAGGUGGAUCCUACGAUGCCAUGCAAUGCCCUGGAUGUGUACAACCAAGUCUACAACCCAGAAACCUAUGCCAAAUAUGGUAUACGGGUGGAAAGGGUCCAUAUAAAUUAUAAGAACGGACGAACCGACUUGUAUGAGACUAUAGAUACACUGUAUCAGUUAGGUGCAUUGCCGGCCUCAAUAAAAGAGAAGGUAAAACAGAGUGGGGUUGUAUGCUGUGGCUCAAAAAUCAGCCUAGAUGAUUGGAAGCUAACCGGCCAGCUUAAUAUUCCACUCUAUCACCCCCAAUUAAGCGGCCAUCUCCGCCAAUACAAAGCUUGCCAUGUCUGUUUUUGCCAGAAUAUACACUACCCCAUCCUUAAUAUUAAUGGAGACAAAACUCCAAGGAAGCGGCAGGCUAAGCUGUGCCACAACCUUUUAGAUCUCUUCCGAAGCAUCACUGCCACCGAACUCAAGAUUUCUAAUACGCGCGAAGACCGGCAACCCAACAGAGACUUUGAUCUAAACACUUUAAAGAAGGAGCUCGGCAAAAAGCCCAAGUAUCUUCUUAAUGUUGCGAAGUUAACCCUAGACAAUGUUGAUAUGUCCAUUAUUUACAGAAUGCUAGGGCGUUAUGUCUUUGAGAAGCCAACAGAGGUGCAUAUUUUGAAUCAAACUUUCUCCAAUCUGGCUAUUGCUCAGGUUCUUGGUAUGCUUGAAAGUCAGAACAUUGCAUUCAUAGUGAUCAAUGACUUCCAUAAACUAAACGAAGUUCGGCAUUACAACCAGCAAGACCAAAUCGAAGGAUUCUCCCUACUUAGCUAUGUAAAGGAGCAGUCCAGAGAAGGCAAAACCGUUAAAGAUCUGCAUCUAGACAAGCUAUUCCUUCAAACAGGAGAAACCGACUUUAGUUUGGAUGAUGAAGUUUUGGUUGGAUUGUUAUCCUAUGGCAUUAAGAUUUCAACCACAUCGUGUGGUGCAUAUCUUAAAGCUCUAGCAAUGUACGACAGUCAGUACUCUCUGUCGUUUACGGAUGCGAUUACAAUCUACAACACUACCUUAGCUGCAUUGCAAUCGGAUCUGGUCAGUCUUAGAUCUCAACAAUCUCCAGUUCAAAGAGCUUCUGUUAUGGUGUUAAGGUUACACUUUGGUGAUGGCCAGGCACUAGCUGAAGAGGAUUUAGUGACUGUUGUUCGAUGGGUGGCUCUCCGAUUUAAAGAUGUGUGGACUUUGCGAAUAUCAAAUGUUAAGAUCGCGCACAAUAUGCAGUUGAUAGCCGACACACGCCACUAUUUAAUUCGUGAUUUGGAGAGGCUUAAAAGCAUCCAACUAGAAGACACUAACUCAUAUAGCCCUCCUGUCGAGGUAUUAGCUAAUGUCUACCAGAUUGGCUCAUUGACUAAUGCCAACAGCCCAGAACUUGCUGUUAUUGCAAUGCCGCAUUCAGUACUAUCGCAACUUGCUACCCACGACGACGAGCAACUUGACCAACUCAUUCCUGCACCCCAGCCUAAUGGUUCAACAACCUCACUUCAAAAGAUCGCAAAGCAUAUUAAGGAGAACCGCCACACCAUGCUCUGCUCUGUUUGUCUUGAUACUCUUUAUAUACCAACCAGGCCAAAAGCGAAUGCGGAAGAGAAUGGAGAGGAGCCAGCCCUCAAAAAGGCUUGCCGUGUGUUCAAUCCUAAAGAGCACUUCACAACGUUUUGCUAUCGCAAGUGUGGCCAUCCGCACUGUGGUAAGUGUCUAAUAAGGGCUCCGCCAGAUGAUAAGUGUCCAAAUUGCCGAAACACAAGUGAUUUUGACGGUAUUGAUUGGCUUAUCAGCGUGCCUCCAGCCAAUCUUAUAUUUGCCCAGGAUAGUACUAAUUUACCAUCUGCUGAUCCUAAUUGGCGUGAUAAGAUGGAUUGCUUGGACGGCCAAGUCUAUUUAUACGUCUCAUAUCGAAGGCCCAGACGUCUUGCCGCUAUGCUUAACGACAACAUAGCCAACCAGCCUCCCAACCGAAUCUACAUCAUUUAA
This is a messenger RNA of Nematocida homosporus, 3123 nucleotides long. RefSeq lists its product as uncharacterized. NCBI's taxonomy places the organism in Eukaryota, Fungi, Microsporidia. The coding region runs from base 1 to 3123 and encodes 1040 amino acids. The record is from RefSeq and is a predicted model, not a curated record. The transcript has a single exon.